Messenger RNA from Alosa sapidissima (American shad), 1552 nucleotides. Its product is annotated as serotonin N-acetyltransferase-like. Gene Ontology annotation, molecular function: aralkylamine N-acetyltransferase activity. Gene Ontology annotation, cellular component: cytoplasm. Gene Ontology annotation, biological process: response to light stimulus; circadian rhythm. The coding region runs from base 46 to 648 and encodes 200 amino acids. The transcript is spliced from 3 exons. The record is from RefSeq and is a predicted model, not a curated record. NCBI's taxonomy places the organism in Eukaryota, Metazoa, Chordata, Actinopteri, Clupeiformes, Clupeidae.
CAGAGGAUACACGUAGACAGAGGGUCCACAGAGCAGAUAAAAAAAAUGUCUGUAACUACUACACGACCGUUCCUAAGACCCGUAAUCGAGUCACCCGGGAGACACCGUCGGCAUACGCUGCCAGCGAGCGAAUUUCGGCCGCUCAAUCCGCAGGACGCUAUCAGUGUUUUUGAGAUUGAGAGAGAAGCAUUUAUCUCCGUGUCUGGAGACUGUCCGCUCCACCUAGACGAAGUCCGUCACUUUCUAACUCUGUGUCCUGAGCUGUCUCUUGGAUGGUUUGAGCAGGGCAGGCUCGUCGCCUUUAUCAUCGGUUCACUAUGGGACGAGGAUCGGUUAAACACAGACGCACUUACUCUUCACAAGCCACAUGGCCACACGGUCCAUAUUCAUGUAUUGGCCGUCCAUCGGACCUUCCGCCAGCAGGGGAAAGGGCCUAUCCUGAUGUGGCGCUACCAGCAGUACUUGCGCUGCCUGCCAUAUGUGCGACGCGCCGUACUUAUGUGUGAAGACUUCCUGGUUCCAUUCUACAAGAAGUCUGGCUUCAAAGUGGUAGGACCCUGUGCCAUCACUGUCGCACAACUUACCUUCAUAGAAAUGCAGUGUGCUAUUAGGGGACAUGCCUUUGUGCGGCGUAAUAGCCAGUUCUAACCUGGGUCCACCGGUGAAGUAGGGGGCUCAUGGUAGUACAUAUAUACUGUUUCUAUUCUGUCUACAGUUGAAAUGCUUUGCAAAAGCUAACUUAUAACUGUUUUGGUUUUGUAAAUCAGUGAAUAUGAUACCUGCUGUGUCAGUGCAAGUCAGUGCAAUGGUCUUGGAGGAGAGAUGAGUCAGUAGGUCCUACUUUUGUAAGUACUUUUAGAGGAAGUGGGUCCUUACACCUUACAGUACUUUUAGAGGAAGUGGGUCCUUACACCUUACAGUGAACAUCACUGUUGGUUUUGCUUGACAGUGAAUGCUAUGAUGGACUUACCUAUGCACAACCAGUACUGUUUCCAUGGCAGGUAAGACAACAUUAGGCCUAUAUUUAGCCCACAUAGUCAAUAGGAUGUAAUCUGAUGUUUAGGUGUUAACACCUUCAUCAGUUGAAUCAGUUGUAGUCUGACUUGGGCUCGACAGAAAUUGAGUGUAGGUUUGAGAUUAUUGUGAGAUAUCAUCUGGUAAUAAGCCCUCUGCACUCAUAGCAUUUUUGGAGCAUAGAGCCAUUGCUGACGUCAUUCAUCACUGGACUUUAGCAGAUCAAGACAAGUUAUUUUAUCUCUAUUAGAGGGGAUUAGCUAUAGUAAAUAUCUGGGGAUUUACAGGUGGAGCUCUGUGUUGGUCUGCAAGCAGAUUCUGUGAACAGGUGUAUGCUUCUGUUUAUUUAUAUUUAGAAUAAGACAUACUAUGGACAUUGUAUUGGGAGAGUAAAUAAGAGGGAUUUGUUUUUUCACUACCUCUGUUUAAAUGCAGCUUCUGAAAUGUUUAUAUGCACAUCUGAGAUGUAUCUAUCCACCCUUGAAAUGUGUACAAUAUUACUGAAAUCAAUAUUGCUAACCUGUUUACAGUUAAAAAA